Molecule: messenger RNA, 429 nt
Organism: Sphenostylis stenocarpa
Lineage: Eukaryota; Viridiplantae; Streptophyta; Magnoliopsida; Fabales; Fabaceae
Source: the annotation of a GenBank genome assembly
AUGGUCAUGGCUAUGUCUCUGUCUCUUGGACUCUUGUCUUCUUCCAUUCUCCCUCCUGAAACCCACACUGCCACCUUCAUGAGACCUUCUCAUUCUGCUUCUUCUUCUGGUUUGCGCAUGGUGCGAACUGUUACCUCUUGCACCGUCUCUCACUCCGACCAAGGCACCCGCAAAAUCCGUGGUAUCAUGAAACCUAGCAAAGUCACUCCCGAGAUGGCAGCCAUAGUGGGCGUUAAAGAGAUUGCCAGAACCCAAGCCCUCAAACGGAUUUGGGCUUACAUUAAGGACAACAAUCUUCAGGACCCUGAAGACAAGAGGACUAUUAAUUGUGAUGAGAAGCUAAAGAAGGUGUUCGAAGGGAGAGACCGAGUUGGUAUGCUUGAUGUUGCUCGCUUGAUUAGCCCUCAUUUCCUUAAAAGUGAAAGUUAA